AAAAGUGAGUCCCUGCCUUCCCUCUCUCUGUCUGGCUCCUCCCAGGCCUGUCUGGCAGGGGCCGGGGUGCAGGAGGAGGAGGCGGCCUCCAGUACAGAGGGGCUGGACUUGGACCCCUGCAGCAGCACCGCACAGGAGAAGCGGCAUAUAAAGCCGCACUGCCCGGGAGCCGCUCGGCCACGUCCACCGGAGCGUCCUGCACGGCGGGGCCGGUCUCUCGCUCCGGCAGAGCCUGAGCCUUUCGGACCCAGUCCGGAACACUGAAAUCAGUCAUCCCUGCAUCUUUUUAGCAAACCAGGAGCUAAACUGCAGGAGGCAGGAUGGUCUGGGGGCUGGUCCUGCUGGCUCUGUGGGUGUGGCCCAGCACACAAGCUGGUCACCAGGACAAAGGCACGACCUUCGACCUUUUCAGUAUCAGCAACAUCAACCGCAAGACCAUUGGCGCCAAGCAGUUCCGCGGGCCCGACCCCGGCGUGCCGGCUUACCGCUUCGUGCGCUUCGACUACAUCCCGCCGGUGAACGCAGAGGACCUCAGCAAGAUCACCAGGAUCAUGCGGCAGAAGGAGGGCUUCUUCCUCACGGCCCAGCUCAAGCAGGACGGCAAGUCCAGGGGCACGCUGCUGGCUCUGGAGGGCCCCGGUCUCUCCCAGAGGCAGUUCGAGAUCGUCUCCAAUGGCCCGGGGGACACGCUGGACCUCAUCUACUGGAUCGACGGCACCCGGCACGUGGUCUCCCUGGAGGACGUGGGCCUGGCUGACUCGCAGUGGAAGAACGUCACCGUGCAGGUGGCUGGAGAGACCUACAGCCUGCACGUGGGCUGCGACCUCAUAGACAGCUUCGCUCUGGACGAGCCCUUCUACGAGCACCUGCAGGCGGAAAAGAGCCGGAUGUACGUGGCCAAAGGCUCUGCCAGAGAGAGUCACUUCAGGGGUUUGCUUCAGAAUGUCCACCUCGUGUUUGAGAACUCUGUGGAAGAUAUUCUAAGCAAGAAGGGUUGCCAGCAAGGCCAGGGAGCUGAGAUCAACGCCAUCAGUGAGAACACGGAGACACUGCGCCUGGGUCCGCACGUCACCACCGAGUACGUGGGCCCCAGCUCGGAGAGGAGGCCCGAGGUGUGCGAACGCUCCUGCGAGGAGCUGGGGAACAUGGUCCAGGAGCUUUCCGGGCUCCACGUCCUCGUGAACCAGCUCAGCGAGAACCUCAAGAGAGUGUCGAACGAUAACCAGUUUCUCUGGGAGCUCAUUGGUGGCCCUCCUAAGACAAGGAACAUGUCAGCUUGCUGGCAGGAUGGCCGGUUCUUUGCGGAAAAUGAGACGUGGGUGGUGGACAGCUGCACCACGUGUACCUGCAAGAAAUUUAAAACCAUUUGCCACCAAAUCACCUGCCCGCCCGCGACCUGCGCCAGCCCGUCCUUCGUGGAAGGCGAAUGCUGCCCCUCCUGCCUCCACUCGGUGGACGGUGAGGAGGGCUGGUCUCCGUGGUGCUGCACCUUCUCCCACCCAGAUGGCUGUUUAUCCAACCCCUGCUUCCCGGGAGCCCAGUGCAGCAGCUUCCCCGAUGGGUCCUGGUCGUGCGGCUCCUGCCCUGUGGGCUUCUUGGGUAAUGGCACCCACUGUGAGGACCUGGACGAGUGUGCCCUGGUCCCCGACAUCUGCUUCUCCACCAGCAAGGUGCCUCGCUGUGUCAACACUCAGCCCGGCUUCCACUGCCUGCCCUGCCCACCCCGAUACAGAGGGAGCCAGCCCACUGGGGUUGGCCUGGAGGCAGCCAAGACGGAAAAGCAAGUGUGUGAGCCCGAAAACCCAUGCAAGGACAAGACACACAACUGCCACAAGCACGCGGAGUGCAUCUACCUGGGCCACUUCAGCGACCCCAUGUACAAGUGCGAGUGCCAGACAGGCUACGCGGGCGACGGGCUCAUCUGCGGGGAGGACUCGGACCUGGACGGCUGGCCCAACCUCAACCUGGUCUGCGCCACCAACGCCACCUACCACUGCAUCAAGGAUAACUGCCCCCAUCUGCCAAAUUCUGGGCAGGAAGACUUUGACAAGGACGGGAUUGGCGAUGCCUGUGAUGAUGACGACGACAAUGAUGGUGUGACCGAUGAGAAGGACAACUGCCAGCUCCUCUUCAAUCCCCGCCAGGCUGACUACGACAAGGAUGAGGUUGGGGACCGCUGUGACAACUGUCCUUACGUGCACAACCCCGCCCAGAUCGACACAGACAACAACGGAGAGGGUGACGCCUGCUCCGUGGACAUUGACGGGGACGAUGUCUUCAAUGAACGAGACAAUUGUCCCUACGUCUACAACACUGACCAGAGGGACACGGACGGUGACGGUGUGGGGGAUCACUGUGACAACUGCCCCCUGGUGCACAACCCCGACCAGACCGACAUGGACAACGACCUCGUCGGGGACCAGUGUGACAACAACGAGGACAUAGAUGACGACGGCCACCAGAACAACCAGGACAACUGCCCCUACAUCUCCAACGCCAACCAGGCCGACCAUGACAACGACGGCCAAGGUGACGCCUGCGAUCACGAUGAUGACAACGAUGGUGUCCCCGACGACAGGGACAACUGCCGGCUUGUGUUCAACCCAGACCAGGAGGACUUGGAUGGUGAUGGACGGGGUGAUAUUUGUAAAGAUGAUUUUGACAAUGACAACGUCCCAGAUAUUGAUGAUGUGUGUCCUGAAAAUAAUGCCAUCAGUGAGACAGACUUCAGGAACUUCCAGAUGGUCCCCUUGGAUCCCAAAGGGACCACCCAAAUUGAUCCCAACUGGGUCAUUCGCCAUCAAGGCAAGGAGCUGGUUCAGACGGCCAACUCGGACCCCGGCAUCGCUGUAGGUUUUGACGAGUUUGGGUCCGUGGACUUCAGUGGCACGUUCUAUGUAAACACUGACCGGGAUGACGACUAUGCCGGCUUCGUCUUCGGGUACCAGUCAAGCAGCCGCUUCUACGUGGUGAUGUGGAAGCAGGUGACGCAGACCUACUGGGAGGACCAGCCGACGCGGGCCUAUGGCUACUCCGGCGUGUCCCUCAAGGUGGUGAACUCCACCACGGGGACGGGCGAGCACCUGAGGAACGCGCUGUGGCACACGGGGAACACACCGGGGCAGGUGCGAACCUUAUGGCACGACCCCAAGAACAUUGGCUGGAAGGACUACACGGCCUACAGGUGGCACCUGACUCACAGGCCCAAGACUGGCUACAUCAGAGUCUUAGUGCAUGAAGGAAAACAGGUCAUGGCAGACUCAGGACCUAUCUAUGACCAAACCUACGCUGGCGGGCGGCUGGGUCUAUUUGUCUUCUCUCAAGAAAUGGUCUAUUUCUCAGACCUCAAGUACGAAUGCAGAGCAGCAUCUCCUGUCCUUUGACCUUAACUCUGACGGCUCCUCACCUCUUGCCAGCAAACCCAAACCCAAGUGCCUUCAGAGGAUAAAUAUCAGUGGAACUUAGAGAUGAACAUCUAGCCCACUAGAGGAAACCAGUUUGGUGAUAUACGAGACUUUAUGUGGAGUGAAAAUUGGGCAUGCCAUUACAUUGCUUUUUCUUGUUUGUUUAAAAAGAAUGACGUUUACAUAUAAAAUGUAAUUACUUAUUGUAUUUAUGUGUAUAUGGAGUUGAAGGGAAUAUUGUGCAUAAGCCAUUAUGAUAAAUUAAGCAUGAAAAAUAUUGCUGAACUACUUUUGGUGCUUAAAGUUGUCACUAUUCUUGAAUUAGAGCUGCUCUACAAUGACACACAAAUCCCAUUAAAUCAAUUAUAAAGAAGGUUCAAUUCAAAUUUGAAGUAAUGUUAUAAUAAGGAGAGAUUAGAAGACAACAGGCAUAGCAAAUGACAUAAGCUACCAAUUAACUAAUUGGAACAUGUAAAAUAGUUGUAAAAAUAAACGAACUCUCCUCUUGUCCUACAAUGAAAGCCCUCAUGUGCAGUAGAGAUGCAGUUUCAUCAAAGAACAAAUAUCCUUGCAAAAUGGGUGUGACGCGGUUCCAGAUGUGGAUUUGGCAAAACCUCAUUUAAGUAAAAGGUUAGCAGAGCAAAGUGCUGCGCUUCAGCUGCUGCUUGUGCCGCUGUGGUGUCGGGGAGGCUCCUGCCUGAGCUUCCUUCCCCAACUUUGCUGCCUGAGAGGAGGCAGAGCAGACGCACAGGCUGGAAAAGGCACAUCUAACUCAUAUCUAGGCUUUGGUAACUGUAGACAAGUUGCUUUUACCUAAUUUGAUAAUACAUUUCAUUAAGGUUCCAGUUAUAAAUGUUGUUAAUAUUUAUUAAAUGAAUAUAGAAUGCAGCUCCACUUACCAAUAACUUAUUUUAAAUAUGCCUAGUAACACAUAUGUAGCAUAAUUUCUAGAAACAAACAUCUAACAAGUAUAUAAUCCUGUGAAAAUAUGAGGCUUUAUAAUAUUAGGUUGUCAUGAUGAAGCAUGCUAGAAGCUGUAACAGAAUAAAUAGAGAAUAAUAAGGAGUUUAUGACGGAACCUUAAUAUAUAAUGUUGCCAGUGAUUUUAGUUCAAUAUUUGUUACUGUUAUCUAUCUGCUGUAUAUGGAAUUCUUUUAAUUCAAACGCUGAAAACGAAUCAGUAUUUAGUCUUACCAGGCACACCCAGUAAUCAGUCAUGUGUGAUAUGCACAAGUUUGUUUUUGUUUUUUGUUUGUUGGUUUUUUUUUUUCCUUUAAGUUGCAUGAUCUUUCUGCAGGAAAUAGUCGCUCAUCCCACUCCACGUAAGGGGUUUAGUAAGAGAAGUCUGUCUAUCUGAUAGGGGGCAAAUCUUUUUCCCCUUUCUGUUAAUAGUCAUCACAUUUCUAUGCCAAAUGGGAACGAUCCAUAACUUUAGUCUUAAUGUACACAUUGCAUUUUGAUAAAAUUAUUUUUGUUGUUUCCUUUGAGGUUGAUCGUUGUAUUGUUGUUUUGCUGCACUUUUUACUUUUUUGUGUGGAGCUGUAUUCCCGAGACCAACGAAGCGUUGGGAGACUUCAUUAAAUGUAGCGACUGUCAACAGCGUGCAGGUUUUCUGUUUCCGUGUUGUGGGGUCAACCGUACAAUGGUGUGGGAAUGAUGAUGAUGUGAAUAUUUAGAAUGUACCAUAUUUUUUGUAAGUUAUUUAUGUUUUUCUAAACAAAUUUAUCCUAUAGGUUGAUGAAACGUCAUGUGUUUUGCCAAAGACUGUAAAUAUUUAUUUAUGUGUUCACAUGGUCAAAAUUUCACCACUGAAACCCUACACUUAGCUAGAACCUCAUUUUUAAAGAUUAACAACAGGAAAUAAAUUGUAAAAAAGGUUUUCUAUA
Mandrillus leucophaeus (drill) is the source of this 5290-nucleotide messenger RNA. RefSeq names its product thrombospondin 2 (gene THBS2). Lineage: Eukaryota; Metazoa; Chordata; Mammalia; Primates; Cercopithecidae. The record is from RefSeq and is a predicted model, not a curated record. Gene Ontology annotation, cellular component: extracellular region. Bases 321 to 3383 code for a protein of 1020 amino acids. Gene Ontology annotation, molecular function: calcium ion binding; protein binding. Gene Ontology annotation, biological process: cell adhesion; negative regulation of angiogenesis. The transcript is spliced from 21 exons.